Messenger RNA from Caenorhabditis angaria, 567 nucleotides. Lineage: Eukaryota; Metazoa; Nematoda; Chromadorea; Rhabditida; Rhabditidae. The record is from the annotation of a GenBank genome assembly.
AUGAUUUUUGAUGGAGAGGCUCCUGAAACUGAUGAUGAAGAAGAAAUUGAUGAAAAAGCUGAAGUAGAAAAGAAUUUGAGCAAGUGAGUUUUUUUGUCCGCGCGUUCCCUAUUUGUUUGUUUCUUUCUUUUUGGGAGACGACUGACAGGGUGCUGUGUAAAUAAAGAGAAUGCAAAAAAGUGCAUCUCCGCGUUAGGGUGAUGCGAAAUUGUUGAAUAACCAGGAUGACUUACAGGGGGAAUGAUUUAUGAUUGGAAAAUUUACAUUUCAGAUGUUCCUUUAAUAUUUUCAUAGAGUUACGGUAGCUCAGAAAACAAGAUUUAUUGAAAUUUUGAAACCUUAAAGUUUUUGAUCACAAAAAAUUUCACUUUUUUCUUCAGAAAACCAAUUGUAAUUGACAAAACAUUACAAAAGCAUUGGAAUAUUAUUGGAAAUGAUCUAAUAAAUUUCUCAAGUCGAAGAUGCGCCAAUUCGAAUAAACAAAUUCAGAAAAUUAGUGAACAAGCUGCGAAUUGUUUUACUAAUAUUAUCAACGUCAAAAUGGCUGGCACCAAAACGAGAAAAUAA